Phragmites australis (common reed) is the source of this 1157-nucleotide messenger RNA. RefSeq lists its product as uncharacterized. NCBI's taxonomy places the organism in Eukaryota, Viridiplantae, Streptophyta, Magnoliopsida, Poales, Poaceae. The record is from RefSeq and is a predicted model, not a curated record. The transcript has 4 exons. Bases 89 to 871 code for a protein of 260 amino acids.
UCGUCUCCUUCCGGUUUCCGCCGUCGCCGGAGACGAGGAGGCGAGAAGGGGGCGAGGGCGCGCCUCCGCAGCCUCCCUGAUCGGCGCGAUGGAAGGAGAAGCGGCUGCGGCGGAAGUGGCCGAAAGAUUGUUGAAAGCAAAGGAGGAUGAUAUAAUAUUGCCAGAGGAUCAAGUACCAGAACAAUGUUGGACGAGGUUGUUUGCUGCAGCACGCGGAUUGUGGGGGCGGGUGUGUCUGUGGUGGGAGGGGUGGUCUGCUGAAGUACGUGAGUGGUGGGAGGCCAAACGCCUGCAGUGGGAGGAGCGGUUUGUAGCAGCACGCGGGUGGUGGAGGAGCGUGUGCCCAUUGAGCAGGCGGUAUUCUCUGCAAAGGCCGGCAUUUGUUGGUCUUCUGGAGAGCGCAGCAAAUGUAACUGUCAUGGCUAUUCUUACUCUGAACAUAUACAGUGCAACGUUUUUCCUGGUUUGGGCGACUCCUGACAAUAUCUGCCUUGUGGGGAAAGAUCACACAUUUUCUGAUAACUUGAAGAAGACUGUGAAGAUUAUCACAGUUUGUCUUCCGUUUUCCGUAUGCCCCUUGACGCUUUACAUUGCUGGUCAAGCCAAGGCGUUGCAACAUGAUCAACGUGGCAUGGGCUGUGUAGCUGGGCUGGUUAUCAUUGAGUGCAUUUACAUCCUCUUCCUUGGGGCACUGAUGACGGUGUGCAUGUCAGAAAGAUCUUAUAAAGCUGUGGGUGCUGUAACUGCCGUUCUAGUCGUCCUUCUUGUUGUGACCUGGGGGUGUUGUUGCUAUCACCCAAAGUGUCUAAGGUAUGUAGCGGUUCCAAGUUGUUGCUGUCAUGACAUAGAUGUGGAGGCUGCUGGUCAGUAGGAGGAUUUGAAAGUUGCUUAAGGGGUGCUGGUCAGAAGGAGGAUGAGGAAGUUGGAUAAUCAGAUUGCGCUAAUCUAGGUUCAGAAUUUUCUCUGGUCUUAACAUUCUUAAAUAAUUGAAUCUAAACUUGUCUGUUGGAUUGCAAGUCAUGAUGUAGGAAAACGUCUUGUCAGAAGAUGACAAAGGAUAGGUUGCAUACCGGUGAAUUUUUCAGAUUGUCAUUGCAACCAUCUUGACUAGUAGCACAUUUUCUAGCCAAGUAUUUGAAUUUGUGUUAUCAGAUGCU